GAAGCUCAGGACACAGACACAGUGACACAUUUAGACACACUCAGACACAUCUCGUUGCUCUGAGAGUUGUGCUGUUAGAAACUUCUUAGAAACUUUAUCAUUGACAGACUCAGCAGAGGACACUAACUCUCUCUCUUCUCCAGCUCUUGGAACAAGUUGAGAGCUCCGUCAGAAAUGAGUUCAGCGCCUGCAAUGAAUAGGACUAGGAAGACUAGGAGGCUUCAAAGGAGGACCUGUCCUUACACAAAGACUGACUGGCAGCACAGGACAAAGGUCUCAGAAGAUGAAUACCCAGACACCUCUCUGCACGAUGCCCUUGUGAGACUAUUGAAGAGGACAGCCAGAGAAGACGAAGCAGGACCGUCCUCUUCAGUGGACGUUCACAGAGAAAACCUCAUCUCAUCUGCAGAGGACGACAGACGACUGACAGAGACAAAGGACGACAAACUGAACACCGCACAAAAUGUGCCCGUACAUGUGCAAAGAGAGCUCCGUAGCACGUCAGAACCAAGUUCAACGCCUGCAAUGGAUAGGACUAGGACGACUAGGAGGCUUAAAAGAAGGACCUGUCCUUACACAAAGACUGACUGGCAGCACAGGACAAAGGUCUCUGAAGGUGAACACCCAGACACCUCUCUGCAAGAUGUCCUUGUGAGACUAUUGAAGAGGACAGCCAGAGAAGAUGAAGCAGGACCGUCCUCUUCAGUGGACGUUCACAGAGAGAACCUCAUCUCAUCUGUGGAGGAUGAGAGCAAGAGAGUCGGUAAGAGUAUGCUUACCGACUGUGAAGAGAAGAGGAAGCCAGACCUGGACCUGACAGAGACCAGAGAUGACAAACUGAGCACCCCACAAAAUGUGCCCGCACACGUGCGAUUUGAGCUCCGUAGCACGUCAGAACCAAGUUCAACGCCUGCAAUGGAUAGGACUAGGACGACUAGCAGGCUUAAAAGAAGAACAUGUCCUUACACAAAGACUGACUGGCAGCACAGGACAAGGGUCUCUGAAGGUGAACACCCAGACACCUCUCUGCAAGAUGUCCUUGUGAGACUAUUGAAGAGGACAGCCAGAGAAGACGAAGCAGGACCGUCCUCUUCAGUGGACGUUCACAGAGAGAACCUCAUCUCAUCUGUGGAGGAUGAGAGCAAGAGAGGCGGUAAGAGAAAGCUUACUGACGAUGAAGAGAAGAGGAUGCCAGACCUGGACCUGACAGAGACCAGAGACGACAAACUGAGCACCCCACAAAAUGUGUCCACACACGUGCGAUUUGAGCUCCCUAGCACGUCAGAACCAAGUUCAGCGCCUGCAAUGAAUAGGACUAGGACGACUAGGAGGCCGAAAAGGAAGGCAUGUCCUUACACGAAGACCGUCUGGCAGCACAGGACAAAGGUCUCUGAAGGUGAACACCCAGACACCUCUCAGGACGAUGUCCGUGUGAGACUAUUGAAGAGGACAGCCAGAGAAGACGAAGCAGGACCGUCCUCUUCAGUGGACGUUCACAGAGAAAACCGUAUCUCAUCUGCGGAAGAUGAGAGUAAGAGAGGCGGUAAGAGACGCGGUAAGAGAGGCGGUAAGAGAAAGAAGAAGCAGAGACCAGACCUGACAGAGUCCGAGGACGGCAAACUGAACACCGCACACAAUUUGCCCGUACGUGUGCAAAGAGCUGCAUUCGAGGACAAAUAUCAACAGCAAGAGAAGCUCGGCGAAGGAGGGUGUGGAUCUGUGUUUGCUGGAUAUCGCAAAGCAGAUAAUUUGCCUGUUGCCAUCAAAUACAUCCCGAGCGACAAUCAGUGCAUCAAACACGUGGACGAGCAUGGGAAUACGCUCUCUGUGGAGGUCGCCAUCUUGUUGAAACUGGCGGCCGAUACAAGUGGCUCAGCGGCCUCCUCGGCACCUGUGUCCCUACUGGACUGGUACGAUCUGGAACAGGAGCUGAUCCUGGUGCUGGAGAGACCAGUCCCCUGCAUGGACUUGUUCACGUACAUCUGGUCAAAGGGAGGCUCCUUAAAAGAGGAAGAGGCCAAGAUCAUCCUGAAACAGCUGGUUGAUGCAUUAAUUGAUCUUGAGGAUAAGAGCAUCUUUCACCGGGACAUCAAGGUGGAAAAUAUCUUGAUCGAGACCGGCUUGGACGUCCCGCGAGUUCGCCUCAUUGACUUUGGACUGAGCUGCUUCGUGAAGAGAGGAGCCAAUUACCGCGACUACUACGGUACCCCUAGUCUCAUCCCUCCGGAGUGGUACAAUGGUCAAGGCUACAGUGCCGGCCCCACCACAGCGUGGCAGGUUGGAGUGGUCCUGUUUCAUACGCUCCACAGGGACGAAUUUUUUGAGACCCUCGCGUUCUUCGAGAACGGCGUGACGUUCAACAAGAGAAUGUCCAAAGAUUGCAAGGAUUUCUUGCAAAUGUGUCUGACUGUAGACCCCGAACAGCGCCUGACCCUGGAGCAGCUCAAGCAUCACCCAUGGCUCAGAUAAACCAACCCGGAACACACACGUCCUCGCCAUACGAUACUCAAAUCUUCCAAGUACUAAUGCUGCUCUAUCUUUGACAGGAAGAAUGUGAGGAACCGGGGCGGCCAGCCUGUGAUAGGCUGGCAAGGUCACCGGCCUGUGAUAGGCUGGCGAGGUCACCGGCCUGUGACAGGCCGGCGAGGUCACCGGCCUGUGAUGGCCUGGCGACCCGGCCUCCAGCCUGUGAUGGCCUGGCGACCCGGCCGCCAGCCUCUGAUGGCCUGGCAACCCGGCCGCUAGCCUCUGAUGGCCUGGCGACCCGGCCUCCAGCCUGUGAUGGCCUGGCGACCCGGCCGCC
Molecule: messenger RNA, 2803 nt
Organism: Sebastes umbrosus (honeycomb rockfish)
Lineage: Eukaryota; Metazoa; Chordata; Actinopteri; Perciformes; Sebastidae
Product: serine/threonine-protein kinase Chk2-like
Exons: 15
Coding region: 175-2469 (764 amino acids)
Biological process (GO): regulation of mitotic cell cycle; protein autophosphorylation; negative regulation of apoptotic process
Cellular component (GO): cytoplasm
Molecular function (GO): ATP binding; protein serine/threonine kinase activity
Source: RefSeq, a predicted model, not a curated record